CCGUCCCCGCCCUUUUUUAAAAAGCCGAAUCUCCUCUUCCCAUGGCCAAAACCCUACCUCCCCAAACCCUAAUCCUCUCGUCCGAUCCCCCAAUCUCCUUCUCUUCUCUCCAACGUGGUCGAAUUCCCCUCUCCGUGGUUUCGCAAACGUAAAGCGCGAGAUCGAUCGAUCGAUCGCCUUAUAGUUCAAUAAUAAUGGGGGAGGUCCCCUCCUCCUCCUCCUCCUCCUCCUCCUCCUCCUCCAUGGGAAGGUACCUGGGAAACCACCAUCAACGACGAUGGUGGAUUCGCCUGCACCUCUCCUCCCUAGGGACCGGGACCUUGCUCAUGGCGCUUUGGGUGGUGCUGUUCGUGUCGCUUUUCGCGUGGCAGAUCGGGUCUUUCUCCGGGUUUAGGGUUUUCGAGAGCGCGCCGCCGCUUGCGACGCCGAUACCGUUGUUGAGGCCGGUGGCGUACAAUUUGACGGACUUCGGAGGCGUCGGCGAUGGGAGGACGCUGAAUACAGAGGCGUUCGAGCGCGCCGUGAGGGCGAUUGCAGAGCUCGAGCGGGUGGGUGGAGGGCAGCUCAAUGUGCCGCCCGGGCAGUGGCUCACCUCGCCCUUCAAUCUCACGAGCCAUAUGACUCUGUUCCUUGCUGAGGGUGCCGAAAUUCUUGGGAUACAGAAUGUGGAUUAUUGGCCGUUGAUGCCUCCAUUGCCAUCAUAUGGUCAUGGAAGGGAACAAAAAGGACCUCGAUACGGAAGCCUUAUUCAUGGUCAGCAUUUGACGGAUGUGGUUAUAACAGGACAUAAUGGUACAAUAAAUGGACAAGGUCAAGCUUGGUGGACAAAAUUUCAAAAAAAGCUUCUCCGGUACACAAGGGGUCCUCUUGUACAGCUCAUGUGGUCGAGCAACAUCAUCAUUUCCAACAUUACUCUACGUGACUCUCCUUUCUGGACUCUUCAUCCCUACGAUUGCAAGAAUGUAACUAUCGCAAAUCUCACCAUCUUGGCUCCGGUUUCUGGAGCUCCAAACACAGAUGGAAUAGAUCCAGAUUCUUGUCAGGAUAUGGUGAUUGAGAAUUGUUAUAUAUCUGUUGGCGAUGAUGCAAUAGCUAUAAAGAGUGGUUGGGAUCACUAUGGAAUAGCAUAUGGGCGCCCCUCUACCAAUAUUUUAAUCCGUGAUCUAAUAGUUCGUUCCGAAGUGAGUGCUGGGAUCUCAAUAGGCAGUGAGAUGUCUGGUGGAGUUUCAAAUAUCACAGUGGAAAAUGUUCGUUUCUGGGACUCAAAGAGAGGCGUAAGGAUAAAGACCGCCCCCGGGAGGGGAGGCUAUAUUCAGAACAUUUCCUACCGUAAUCUAACCUUCGACAACGUCCGCAUCGGUAUUAUGGCAAGGACUGACUACAAUGAGCACCCUGAUGAUGGUUUCGACCCGAAAGAUCUCCCUGUCCUGGAGAAUAUAUCCUUCAAAGGGAUCUACGGACGUGGCGUACGGAUUCCCGUUAUGAUGUUCGGUAGUAAAGAAAUCCCCAUUAAGGAUGUUACCUUUUGGGAUAUGAAGGUGGGGAUAACCUACAAGAAGAAGAAUAUCUUUCGAUGCGGCUUUGUCGAGGGUCGAGCGAUUGGUCCCAUAUUCCCUGCACCCUGUGAUAACUUCGAUCUGUUCAGUUCAGAUGGUCGGCUUGUUAGGCCAUCAGUGUCAAGGAAUUUUGCGGAUGUGCUUCCGGGCCCACAGAACAACGCAGAUGCCGAUGACGAUGCUUGAAGAACAAAGGAAAAAAAUGAGCCUUGUUUGGUUGUCCUUACAUAUUUAUUUAUUUAUUUAUUAAGACUUAAUUCUAUGCAAUUGAAUGUGCUAUAGUGGAUGGUAGAUUGUUUGCAGUCUGUACAUUUAUAGGGCUUUUCAAGCAACAAAAGAUAAAAAUUAAUUGGCAAACUAACCAACAAUAAUACAAACAGAGAAGUCCAUCCACUGGUGCAUUCAAUUGCAUAGAAGAUUUUGAGUUUGAAAAAAUAAAAGUAAACAAAAAAAAAACUAAAACAUAGCCAAACAAGGCCAUAAAUCGCCACUUCCAUAGAAAAGGUUUAGGGUGUCUUUCGUUUAUUACUGGUUGCUGAUUCAUUUUUCAUUUUUUCCCUAGUUUUGCUAUUCGUCUUGUAAAUGCAUAGUAUUAACUGUUUAUCUGCGAUAGAACGUUAUACACAGCCAUAUUCUCGCCUGAGAGAGCUUAGUUUUAGUUCAUUUCUAAAACUGUAGAUAGAUGUUACGGAGUUACAUGGUUAUUUAUCAAGGAAGGGUUGUUUUAUUAUUGAAUCUGCUCUGAGUUGAAUUGGAUUCUUACGUCUUGCAGCUUGAAAUUGCAAAUGAUUG
Ananas comosus (pineapple) is the source of this 2348-nucleotide messenger RNA. Its product is annotated as probable polygalacturonase. The transcript has 5 exons. Gene Ontology annotation, molecular function: polygalacturonase activity. NCBI's taxonomy places the organism in Eukaryota, Viridiplantae, Streptophyta, Magnoliopsida, Poales, Bromeliaceae. The record is from RefSeq and is a predicted model, not a curated record. Gene Ontology annotation, biological process: carbohydrate metabolic process. Bases 195 to 1742 code for a protein of 515 amino acids.